Neltuma alba is the source of this 3130-nucleotide messenger RNA. Its product is annotated as heat shock 70 kDa protein 15-like. The transcript has 10 exons. NCBI's taxonomy places the organism in Eukaryota, Viridiplantae, Streptophyta, Magnoliopsida, Fabales, Fabaceae. The coding region runs from base 137 to 2719 and encodes 860 amino acids. The record is from RefSeq and is a predicted model, not a curated record. Gene Ontology annotation, biological process: protein folding. Gene Ontology annotation, molecular function: ATP binding; ATP-dependent protein folding chaperone. Gene Ontology annotation, cellular component: nucleus; cytosol.
AACCCCCAAAAUCACGACCCCUCUCUAGACUCGUCUUCGCGGCUUCUCUUCUCUUCUCUUUCGGAUCGUCGCUCGAGAUAUUCUUUUUGGCUGGAAGACCAAUUUCUAAGCGAUUGGCCUAGCUUUUCCUGCAAAGAUGAGCGUGGUUGGUUUUGAUGUUGGGAAUGAGAGCUGCAUCGUUGCUGUUGCAAGGCAGAGGGGGAUUGAUGUUGUGCUCAAUGAUGAGUCCAAGCGUGAAACUCCUGCAGUUGUAUGCUUCGGUGACAAACAAAGGUUCAUUGGGACUGCCGGGGCUGCAUCUACUAUGAUGAACCCCAAGAAUUCAAUCUCACAGAUAAAGAGACUAAUUGGUAGACAAUUUUCCGACCCAGAAUUGCAGCGGGAUCUGAAAUCAUUGCCUUAUGCUGUCACUGAAGGGCCUGAUGGAUUUCCAUUAAUUCAUGCACGGUAUUUGGGUGAAGUUAGAACAUUUACGCCUACUCAAGUUCUGGGAAUGGUGUUGUCAGAUCUCAAGGGGAUAGCUGAGAAGAAUCUGAAUGCAGCUGUUGUUGAUUGUUGCAUUGGAAUUCCAGUUUAUUUUACUGAUCUUCAGAGAAGGGCAGUCUUAGAUGCAGCAAAGAUUGCUGGUCUGCAUCCUCUUCGCUUGAUUCAUGAAACAACGGCAACUGCCUUGGCUUAUGGAAUUUAUAAAACAGAUCUUCCUGAAAAUGAUCAACUGAAUGUUGCCUUUGUUGAUAUCGGACAUGCUAGCAUGCAAGUGUGCAUUGCUGGCUUUAAAAAGGGGCAGCUGAAAGUAUUGGCCCAUUCAUUUGAUAGGUCUCUAGGUGGUAGAGAUUUUGAUGAGGUCUUAUUUAAUCACUUUGCUGCAAAAUUUAAGGAGGAGUACAAGAUUGAUGUUUUCCAGAAUGCCAGGGCUUGUCUGAGGCUCAGGGCUGCAUGUGAUAAGCUGAAGAAGGUUCUCAGUGCAAAUCCAGAGGCACCUCUGAACAUUGAAUGCCUAAUGGAAGAGAAGGAUGUCAGGGGAUUCAUCAAGCGUGAGGAUUUUGAGCAACUAAGUGUUCCAAUUUUGGAACGUGUGAAGGCACCUUUAGAGAAGGCAUUAGCAGAAGCAAACCUUACUGUUGAGGAUAUUCACAUGGUUGAGGUGGUUGGCUCAGGUUCUCGCGUACCAGCUAUAAACAAAAUAUUGACAGAAUUUUUCCAAAAGGAGCCAAGGCGCACAAUGAAUGCAAGUGAGUGUGUUGCCAAGGGGUGUGCCUUGCAAUGUGCAAUUCUUAGUCCGACAUUUAAAGUGCGAGAGUUUCAGGUCAAUGAAAGCUUUCCAUUUUCAAUUUCACUGUCAUGGAAAGGCUCUGGUCCAGAUGCACAAGAAAAUGGAGCAGAUAAUCGCCAAAGUACUGUUGUUUUUCCCAAAGGAAAUGCCAUACCGAGUGUCAAGGCCCUGACAUUUUAUAGGUCAGGAACAUUUUCUGUUGAUGUGCAGUAUGAUGAUACGAGUAUGCUGCAAGGACCUGCAAAGAUUAGCACAUAUACUAUUGGUCCUUUCCAAACUACAAAGAGUGAAAGUGCGAAAGUUAAAGUGAAAGUUCGUCUGAAUUUGCAUGGAAUUGUAUUUGUUGAGUCAGCUACUCUUCUGGAGGAGGAAAUCGUUGAGGUUCCAGUGUCAAAAGAACCAGCAGGAGAAAAUGCUAAGAUGGACACUGAUGAGGCUCCUACUGAUGCUGCCGCACCACCACCGUGCUCUAAUGAUACUGAUGUCAAUAUGCAAGAUGCAAAGGCAACUUCUGAAACCUCUGGGGUUGAAAAUGGCAUCCCAGAUACAGCAGACAAGCCUGUGCAGAUGGAGACUGAUACCAAGGCUGAGGCUCCGAAAAAGAAGGUCAAGAAGACAAAUAUACCUUUUUCAGAGCAGGUUUAUGGAGCCCUGGCCCCUGCAGAUCUCCAGAAAGCUGUAGAGAAGGAGUUUGAACUGGCUUUACAAGAUCGAGUAAUGGAGGAAACAAAAGACAGGAAAAAUGCAGUUGAGGCAUAUGUUUAUGACAUGAGAAACAAGCUUGCUGACAAAUACCAAGAUUUUGUCACUGCUUCGGAGAGGGAGGAGUUUAAUGCCAAACUUCAGGAGGUGGAAGACUGGUUAUAUGAAGAGGGUGAAGAUGAAACUAAAGGUGUAUACAUUGCCAAGCUUGAGGAACUCAAGAGGCGAGGUGAUCCAAUUGAGGAGCGUUACAAGGAAUUUAUGGAGAGAGGUACAAUAAUCGAUCAGUUCAUCUACUGCAUAAAUAGUUACAGAGAAGCUGCCAUGUCAAAUGAUCCCAAAUUUGAUCAUAUUGACAUCUCUGAGAAGCAGAAGGUAUUGAAUCAAUGUGUGGAAGCUGAGGCCUGGCUUAGGGAGAAGAAGCAGCAGCAGGAUUCACUUCCAAAACAUGCUCCUCCUGUACUCCUAUCAGCUGACAUAAGAAAGAAAGCUGAGACAGUUGAUAGGUUCUGUAAGCCGAUCAUGACAAAACCAAGGCCGGCCAAGCCAGCUACUCCUGAAGCAACCGCAACCCCACCUCCUCAGGGUGGUGAACAGCCGCCUCAACAAACUGAGGGGGAUGCAAACACCAAUGCUAGUGCCAGUGCCAAUGAAAAUGCCGGGGACAAUGCUGCUGGUCAGGCUCCACCGCCAGCGACUGAACCAAUGGAGACUGACAAGUCAGAGAACACAGGCUCUGCAUAAUUUUUGAUGGUUUAUUUUAAAGUUAGUGAGAAGACCAUAAGUCUCUUACCUUCUGUAUAAGAAUACGAUUUGGACUUUUGGGAAAUAGGAUUUGAAAGGUGGGAUUAGCAGUGAGUGGCCGCUGGAUGCUUUGGUUAGAGCCCUCUCUGCGGGAUGGCUUCGCAGAUUUUAUUACGUUCUUUGAAAUCCGGAUUUUCUUUUUCUUUUUCUUUUUUUUUUUUUGCCACUGAAAGGGUUUUGAAGAGAAAAUGAUUAUGUGUGUGGGUCUACCUUCCUAGCCCGCCCCUUAGGGGGUUGGGUUGUUUCUGUACGGUCUCUAGAUGUUGAGUUAUAAUAUCUAUUUACAAUUUUAUAAUUUUCAUACAAAAUCUUCUUUCAAUUAAAUACAUCAAUUAUUGUUAUUUGUUCCCA